ACGUUCUAUGGUGCUCUUGGAUAGUAUACAACGUGGUCGAGCCUUUUCUAUCGCCACUAAUCUUGACGCCCAUCUAAAAGCCAGAUCUCAUCAGAAUCUGCAACGAGUGUUAGAGUGGCUGGAAUCUGAAGAGUAUGGUGCCAGCCCUGAGGAGGUUAGCCACUACAAGGCGCAGUGCCAUGCCAUCUACCCCAGGGCCCAAGCCUUCAAGCCGCCACAGACUGCUUCCACUUCUGUGAACGACUCCACUAGCGACUCAACCACUAUAACCACACCCUCCACGACGACCACAGCCAACCAUAAUCAUGUGGACUUUCCCAGCAGCUGAGGCUGACUGCUAAUACCAGCCACCAAGGCCGUGCAAGGUGCCGAGGCCUUGAAAGUGAUGUAAAUGCCAGGUGAAAGUGAGAUGCAGUUUAGAGUUGGUUAAACCCAGGAAUAUCAAAAUUCAAAACAGAAAUGUAUGCUGUCAAGCCUCCAUAACUCGAGCCUCAAGAAACAGCAGAACAAGUGAUAGAGUAAUACAUAAAUCCUGAUAAAAACUGUUGGUCUUGACAGUUACACAGACUUCGAGUAGAGAACAUGCUGGUUUUGUCCAAGGUCGAAUUAUGAGCGUUGACUCAUACAUCGUUCUCCAACUUCCACUGAUUACUUGAAUCUUCCUCCUCAUUAAUACUUUAUAAUUUUGAACCUGCUUUGUUGUUAAACAAACACUAGGUUGAAUGUUUUAAUAUAUAUAUAUAUUCACAAACACUAGGUAUUUGCAAAUUAUGAAUCAAUUAAGCCUUCAGAGUUCCUGUUUUUAAGUAAGUCUUGACAUGCCUGUGAGAGAUGGGUUAUUUAUUAAUGUAUUGGUACUCUUUGUUUCCCAUACUUGAUCAUCCGUUGCAAGUGGCACUGAAUCAACCACUCCAGAUGCAGCCAAGUGGCCCUUUAGUGUGUGUGUGUUUGUGAUUUAGGCGGAGGAAUGGCUGACAGGCAGACAAACUAAACUAGUCGACUGACUGACCGACCGACGGGGACAUUUACACAUGCACGGAGAGAUUUUGACGAACCUGAAACUGUCGAGGCUGCACCUUGGCGUUUGUUCCAUUUUGGUGUUCCAAAGAAGAUAGUGAACCCGUUGCACCCUAGCAAGCAGGUAGUUGGAACAAAGUGCUCCAGAAGGACUUGGGUAUCCAGACUCCAUUGUUGUUACUGAGCUAUUGGUAAAUGCAUUUCCAGCAAGUUUGGCGUGUGCCUCAGAAUCCUUGAUAUUUUGUAAAUUUAUAAUUACCUUACAGAGUAUGUAGGAGUAAGUUCAUAACCAAGCACUUUUAAUUUGAUGCACUCAGAUAGAAUUUUUUUUCUACAAUGUUUGUAUAUGGGUACAUUCCACAUUCAUAGUCAGAUGUUCAUGACUCAUUUUCUGUGAGCAACUUGAUUAUGUGCCUUUGUAUUCCCCGUGUUAUGUUGGUGCCCAAGAAGUGCCCACCUGUUGAAUUAAGGCUCCUACACAAAAUUACUGUUGUUGUAUAUGGAGAGAUGCAAGUCUAACAACACCUUUGAUGUCGGGAUAGCUGAGUGUAAUUAUAAAGACAGUGUCUGGAUUCUGACUUGGCAUUAAGAAAUCCAAAACCUUAGAAAAAAGAAAAGAAAAUACCUUCAGGGUGGGGGGGGAAAAAAAAAUACUCAUGGAACUGGAGUUGGGCUUCUUGUCGCGCCGUGCUCAAGCGGUUUUUGACUCGGAAGAAAUUGGCUGUGGGUUGAGAAAGCGAGGAAUUCAGCGUUGAUGUGCCAUGGGUACGCCGUGUGAGUUCAGGGUAUUUGGCUGCAGUAUUUUGGAUUUACGCUUACUGUAAUGAGAUAGCCACAUACAUACCCAAGUUUCGUUCACACGCAAUAUGUAUUACUGGCAUUUUAAUGGGUAUAAAAAGAUGCAUUCAUUUUGUACAUAUAUAUUAAAAAGCUGGCCUGAACAUGCUGUCAAGAUAGGCAAUACAUUUCCGGCAAUAGGAGAGAAGGGAUGACUGUCGCGUCGCCGUAGUUAACGUCUUAAUAGUCAGCGAGCGGCCGUCCAGGGGCCAGAGGGUCGGGAGGGAAGGGAGCCAACAGCAACACCCUUUUGUUCACGCCGGAGGGAGGAACCGCGACAGGUGGUUCACUUUACGCGGACGCUCCGCCACUUUCACGUCCGGCGGUUCGCCCAGGCUUCACUCGUCAAUGGCUUUUAAUCCGUUUUAGAAGGGUUCUACAUAUAUAUAAAAACCACAUAUGCAAGUGUUUCGACGGAAGACACGGCCCGCCCCACCCAUGAACCCGUACCCCCCUCUACCCACCCUCUCGUAAGUGCGAAACGCAAGCCACGGGCAGCUCCUUCCCCAGAGCAUCGUCGACCACCACUGUGUGCGUGUGUCUAGGGGGUUGGAGUCCUGGCUGGGUGAUGGUGCGUCUCACUCAUCAGGUAAUGCAUUUAUCGAGUAGUGAAAUGAUCUUUUUUUUGUUUAAAUGGUAACUUGUCUUUUUAUAUACGUAUAUACUGUGUUCUUACCUGUAUUUCAGUUCAUUUUGUUUUCAAUUAAUGGAGAUUUUUUUUUUUUUUUUUUUUUUUUUUUUUUUUUUUUUUUUUUUUUUUUUUUUUUUCUUCUUCUUUUUAAGCAGAUGGAAAUUGCCCCAUUUGCCGCCUUGUCAUAUGCCAUUGUAAUGUUAUCAUGAUCAUCAUUCUUAUUUUUGUCAUGAUUAUAAUUUCAGCUCUCACUAUAUUUUUAGUGAGCAAUAUUCAAGUAUGUAUAUACGAGAACUUCAUUUCAGCGAAAAGUACAUCAGCAAAGGGGACUGGGGGAGGGUAUUGGGGGGAGGGGGGUAAGUGAGCCCUUCACUUUUUUAAAUCAUUUCAACCUUUUUUUUUUUUUUUCCAAGUGAAAAGGGCUUCGACAGACCCUCCAGUGGGCCGAGUCAAGGAGGGUCAGUGGACUCACUUGCAGACCCACAUUUGCCAGGCAUAUUACCGUCUUGUUCUAUUCCGGCUGUUGAAAAAAAAAAAAAAAAGUACAGUUAAUAGAAGAAUAAAAGAGAUUAAAAAGAUUAAAAAAAAAAAAAACUUUGAAGGUUUGGUUGUUGCAUAGUUCUGGUACAGCUAGUCACAAAGGGGAGAUGAUUAUUUCUUUUUUUUUUUUCUUUUUCUUUUUCUUUUCUUCUUUUAUAUAUAUAUAUUUCAUUUGCGAGAGCUUUUUUGCGCUUCAGUUGAACAUAAUUGUAUCCAAUUCGUUUAUCAACAGCGACUUCAGGAUAUCAUCAGUUUUAUUUUAUUUUAUAUUCAUUUUUAUUUUUUUUUUCUUAUUCGUUGUUGUUGUUGUUGUUGUUGUUGUGGAAAAAAUUAUGUACUUAUACACCACGUCGCACCACGCCACUUUACGCUGCUCCCUGUCAGGGUUCUUGAAUCUUCCCCCAAUAUGAACAAUUUGUAAUCUUGUCAUUCAUUGCAUUGGAUGGACCACCUCUUCAUCUCAUUCAUAGUUGGGAACCUGAAUAGACUCUACGGAACGUUAUCAAUCGAUUCCGAAGCUUUGUCGGUUUGUACAGAAAACUCGAGUAAAGAGAAAAAAAAAAAGAAAGAAAGAAAAAAUUAAGUGGAGAGAAAUCAAGGAAAAGAAAAAAAAGUAUAUAUAUAUGGCUCGUCAAAGGAAUGGAGAGAUUCAUCACAGUGGAGAAAGAAAGUGCUCAUCGUAUGUUUAUCGUUUGUUAUUGUUGUUAUUAUUUUGAUUUGUGUUAUGGUCAUUGUGAUAUUGUUUUCCAGUAUUUUAUUUUUGUCUCUGUCGAUGGAUAAGUUUUUUUUUUUUUUUUUUUUUCCAUUUUUCAUCCUUUUUUUUUUUUAAGUUUGAUAAUGUUCUCAUUAGGUUGUUUCAGAAAAAAAAGGGAUGGAUUAAUAAAUGAAUUAUUGUAUAUUCUCUACGAGAUGUAAUAUUAAAAAGCCUCAGGUGAUAUGCUAAUGAGAUGAGGGCACUGUAUGUACAUGGACUGUUCGGUGUUUGAGUUGCCUGCCUGGGUACCACCCUAUUUUGAUACAUUUUUCAGUGUCAUUAUAGAUAGGCAGAAGACCCUGAAAAUAGGGACUUGAAAUAAAUCUAAAACCUGUA
Messenger RNA from Penaeus indicus, 4115 nucleotides. RefSeq names its product N-alpha-acetyltransferase 15, NatA auxiliary subunit-like. The record is from RefSeq and is a predicted model, not a curated record. NCBI's taxonomy places the organism in Eukaryota, Metazoa, Arthropoda, Malacostraca, Decapoda, Penaeidae. The transcript is spliced from 2 exons. The coding region runs from base 8 to 328 and encodes 106 amino acids.